Molecule: messenger RNA, 2142 nt
Organism: Orycteropus afer afer
Lineage: Eukaryota; Metazoa; Chordata; Mammalia; Tubulidentata; Orycteropodidae
Gene: ARIH2
Product: ariadne RBR E3 ubiquitin protein ligase 2
Biological process (GO): protein polyubiquitination; ubiquitin-dependent protein catabolic process; positive regulation of proteasomal ubiquitin-dependent protein catabolic process
Cellular component (GO): ubiquitin ligase complex; cytoplasm
Molecular function (GO): ubiquitin conjugating enzyme binding; zinc ion binding; ubiquitin protein ligase activity
Source: RefSeq, a predicted model, not a curated record
GGGGACGACUCUGCCGGAGGAAGCAGCGGGGGCCCCGACCGGCGUCGGCCCGUCGCCUCCGCCGCCGUUGGGCUCUAAGUAGAUCAGUUUGGCCCGGCACGACCCGUCGUGGUCCGCCCGGGCUCAGCGGCCGCGGGGCCGCGGCUCCUGAUGGAAAUCAUAUGACACAGAAUAUUGGGUGCUAUCUUCCUGACAGAUCUUCAAGAAUUGCAAAAGUCAUAAACACUAAUGCAUUUGAGAAAGCGGUAAAAAUUUUGGCGGGGAGGGGAAAAAGCAACUGCUUUCCUGACCUGCAGCUUUAGUGGAUGCUAAUAUGUCUGUGGACAUGAAUAGCCAGGGAUCUGACAGUAAUGAAGAGGACUAUGAUCCAAAUUGUGAGGAGGAGGAAGAGGAAGAAGACGAGGACCCUGGGGACAUAGAGGACUAUUAUGUGGGAGUAGCCAGUGAUGUGGAACAGCAAGGAGCUGAUGCCUUUGAUCCUGAGGAAUACCAGUUUACCUGCUUGACCUACAAGGAGUCAGAGGGUGCCCUCAAUGAGCACAUGACCAGCUUAGCCUCUGUGCUAAAGGUAUCUCAUUCAGUUGCUAAACUCAUAUUAGUUAAUUUCCACUGGCAAGUCUCAGAGAUACUGGACAGAUACAAGUCCAAUUCUGCUCAGCUACUCGUUGAGGCUCAAGUUCAGCCCAAUCCAUCAAAACACGUCCCCACAGCCCAUCCCCCUCACCACUGCGCAGUGUGUAUGCAGUUUGUGCGGAAGGAGAACCUACUCUCUCUGGCUUGUCAGCACCAGUUUUGCCGCAGCUGCUGGGAGCAGCACUGCUCAGUACUUGUCAAGGAUGGUGUAGGCGUGGGGGUCUCUUGCAUGGCUCAAGAUUGCCCACUCCGAACACCAGAGGACUUUGUAUUUCCGUUGCUGCCCAAUGAAGAAUUGAGAGAUAAAUACAGACGCUACCUCUUCAGGGACUAUGUGGAGAGUCAUUACCAGCUCCAGCUGUGCCCUGGUGCAGACUGCCCCAUGGUUAUCCGGGUACAGGAGCCCAGAGCUCGCCGAGUGCAGUGCAAUCGAUGCAACGAGGUCUUCUGUUUCAAGUGUCGUCAGAUGUAUCACGCACCCACAGACUGCGCCACAAUCCGGAAAUGGCUCACGAAGUGUGCAGACGACUCUGAAACGGCCAACUACAUUAGUGCUCACACUAAAGACUGUCCCAAGUGUAACAUCUGCAUUGAGAAGAACGGAGGCUGCAAUCACAUGCAAUGCUCCAAGUGUAAACAUGACUUCUGCUGGAUGUGUCUAGGAGAUUGGAAGACCCAUGGCAGUGAGUACUAUGAGUGCAGUAGGUACAAGGAGAAUCCUGACAUUGUCAACCAGAGCCAGCAGGCCCAGGCCAGGGAGGCCCUCAAGAAGUAUUUAUUCUACUUUGAGAGGUGGGAAAACCACAACAAAAGCUUACAGCUGGAGGCACAGACAUACCAGCGGAUUCACGAGAAGAUUCAGGAGAGGGUCAUGAACAACCUGGGGACAUGGAUUGACUGGCAGUACCUACAGAAUGCUGCCAAGCUCUUGGCCAAGUGUCGAUAUACUUUGCAAUACACCUACCCGUAUGCAUACUACAUGGAGUCAGGACCCAGGAAGAAACUGUUUGAAUACCAGCAGGCUCAGUUGGAAGCUGAGAUCGAAAACCUGUCAUGGAAAGUGGAGCGUGCAGACAGCUAUGACAGAGGGGACUUGGAGAACCAGAUGCACAUAGCAGAACAGCGGAGGAGAACCCUGCUGAAGGAUUUCCAUGACACCUAGGUCACGACACGGGCGUGCCGGGUGAGGAAGAUGCGCCUGAGAGGUCUCCCGGCUGUCACACUGCAUGCUGCAGGCUCUGCCUUUCACAACCCCAGGCGACAGCCAGGGCCCCACUCCUGAGAGACACUGGCAACACACCUCUUAGUCGAUUUCUGUUUUCUUCUCAUCUUUUUGCUUUUUGUUUCUACCAGGGUAGAAGCCAUGUUGAAUUGGCUCCUUUUCAGGACUUUUAAUUCCCCCUGGAUGGUUGUUGGGAGGGAGGGAAAGUUUUUUCUGAAUGGCUAUUAAUAGUAUUAGAUCAUUACAACUUAAUGUAAUUUUCAGAGGUUGUACAAUUAUACAAAAAA